Trifolium pratense (red clover) is the source of this 1522-nucleotide messenger RNA. RefSeq names its product transcription factor MYB17-like. The record is from RefSeq and is a predicted model, not a curated record. The transcript has 3 exons. The coding region runs from base 402 to 1313 and encodes 303 amino acids. Lineage: Eukaryota; Viridiplantae; Streptophyta; Magnoliopsida; Fabales; Fabaceae.
GAAGCAGUAUUGACUCUGUUUGUGGUAAGUGAUGAUGGAUGUAUGUUUUCUUUCCUCAGUUCUAUAGUGGGGCUCCUCUUCUCUUCAACACUUCACUUUCCACUUCCCUCUCUUAAAAUAUUCUUUCAUUUUCACCUUUCUCAUUAUUAAUUCCAUUGCAUAUUUCAAUGUCAAUAUUUAUCCUAUAUGCAUUUAUGACUACCUUUAUUAAGUCGGUUUACUUCUUCAACACUCUUCUUCUUCUCUCUUACUUACCCUUAUGAUGAAAAAAAAUAGACUCUGAAUUUGUAUUCAUUGAUUUUGCUUCUAACAAAAAGACAAAAGUUGUGUGUGUGUGUGUGUCAUUAUUAAUUGUGAAUUUAUUGUUGUUCUCAUGAGUUGGUGAAGUGUGAAAGUGAAAAAUGGGUAAAGCACCUUGUUGUGAGAAACAUGGUGUUAGAAGAGGAGCUUGGACUCCUGAAGAAGACCAAGCUUUAGUUGACUACAUCAACAAACAUGGCCAUGGAAAUUGGCGUACACUCCCUAAUCAUGCAGGUCUCCUACGAUGUGGUAAAAGUUGCCGACUUCGGUGGAUAAACUAUCUUCGUCCUGGCAUCAAGCGUGGCCCAUUUACUAAUGAAGAAGAAACAACUAUUAUUCAACUUCAUGCCUUGCUUGGCAACAGGUGGGCUGCUAUAGCAUCCCAACUACAAGGAAGAACAGACAACGAGAUUAAGAACUAUUGGAACACUCAUCUAAAGAAGCGAGUCCUUCAAUCGCCAGGGGAAAAAAAUUCAUGUCUCAUUCCUGAUAAGAAUGUUCAGUCUAAUUCUCCGUCUACACGCCACAUGGUACAGUGGGAGAGUGCGAGGGUUGAGGCGGAGACAAGGUUGUCAAUGGAAUCCACAUUGCUUAAUUCAGACUCCACGACAAAAACAAGCCCGGAUUACUUUCUUCAACUUUGGCAUUCUGAGGUUGGAGAGGCGUUUCGCAAAAUCAAAGGAAAGGAAGAAGCAUCGUCAUCUUCACUAUCAUCAUCAAAAUUGGAGGAGUCAUGUUCAAAUGUCUCAUUGCAGGUGAAAAGCACCGGAACACAAAGCUUGAAAGUGUCAACACCAAAGCAUGAAGAUGUCAACACAACUCAGGAACAAAAAGCAAGUAGCUACAAACCAAAGCUUGAAGAUGAUAGAGCUGGUUCAGAUUCAGGCAACUAUGAAUUUCUUGAUACUUCUGAUUCUGCACUAAAGCACCUGUUACACAUGCCUGAUGAUGAUAUAGGAUUCUUGGGACAAACUGACAAUUUCUUGAAUCUCCUUGAUGGUAGAUGCGACUAAGAUAAGCAAAUACUCUUAUAUAUAUGAUUAGAAUAGUUAAUUUUGUUUGCCUUUAUGAUAUCUUCAUUUUUGUAAAUGCAGUCACUAGGCAAAUGCUCAAAUGUCAUGGAUUUGGAUUAGACGUAACGUAACUGAUUUUGGUUGUUCGAUCUGAAAUUAAUGGCAAAGAUAAUUUUGUGAAGGUGUAAUAUGAGCCAACCGAUUUCAAU